CCCUCACACGUCCAGGCACAGUAGCGUUGCCGACAGGGAAGGUUUGGUGCAGCGCGAAAGGCUGAGUGUUGUCCACGAUGUCGAGAUCGACUCUGACAGGGCUGAACACCUCCAGCUCGGAGAGAGAGUACGUCGCUCUUGGCGUCGAGCUGGGGAUGCGGGGGGAUGGCCGCGGCAGGCUUGACUACCGCUCCCUCUCCGUCCAGGCCGGCGUGCUCGCACAGUCCAACGGUUCUGCGAGGGUAACCAUAGCUCACAACGGCACGGACGUCCUCGCUGCGGUGAAGGUGGAGGUGGGAGAACCGGGCCUUGAAGCUCCUGGCGCGGGCCGCGUGGAGGUGUGCAUCUCGUGCUCGAACAGCCUCUUCCCCAAGUUCGACGAGCGGUCAUCGGGGGACGUGAACGCGGUGUUGAGCGGGGCACUGGAGAGAAGCAUGCGGGGAGUCGGCGGGCUCGACCUCGAUGCCCUCGGCAUCGUGGACGGCAAGUUCUGCUGGGUGGUCUUCGUCGACAUCCUCGUACUGCAGGCCGAUGGAAACUUGCUGGACGCGUCGUCGUUUGCCGCAUACACCGCGCUCAACACCGCACGAAUACCCAAGGUUACGCCUCUUGUCGGGGAGGGCGGAAUCUACGACGACUUCGAGAUAUCAUCGAAUAUCGACGACGCCGUCGCCAUCAAGGGCGCGACAAACGUUCCCGUGUGCCUCACAAUGUCCCGGGUCGGCGGGCACUUCAUCGUGGACGCGAGCUUGGAAGAAGAGGCGUGCGUCGAGGCCUCGGUGGCAGUCUUCGUCGACCGCGAGGGGCGGGUCUGCGGCUCCCGAAAGGAGGGCGACGGCUCCGUCCCCGCCCAGCACCUCGGGGGCAUGGCCCAGUGCGCGGCAGCGAUGGCCAAAGGGGUCUUCGCCAUCCUGGAUUCAUCGGCGGGGGCCGCGAGAGGCGGGACGGGGGCGGAGGUCGGGGCUGCGGGCGCGGGGUUUUUGUAG
Molecule: messenger RNA, 986 nt
Organism: Ectocarpus sp. CCAP 1310/34
Lineage: Eukaryota; Phaeophyceae; Ectocarpales; Ectocarpaceae
Source: the annotation of a GenBank genome assembly